ACUGUCAGUCUCAGCAGACACAUCGAGGAAUACACAGCCACUGGGAUUAUGACAACUGAAUUAUGCUCCCGCGCAACGAAUGCACGCACUGAAGGGAUUUAAUCCUUUUGACACAUACGGAGAUAAAAGCGUGAAGAAAACCACAGAAGACAAAGAAGAAGAAGAAGAAGAAGUGGACAAUUAGCCUGGGAGAGGAGGAGGAGAGCGUGGAUUCAGGUUUCUCUGUCGUGAACGUGCACGUGUCCUCAGACGGCGUGACUGAGCGGAGAAGCCGGGGCGUCGCUGUUUUUCGGGGCAGACCUUUGCGUCACACACCGAUGAUGGAGUGGAGGAGGAUGGACGCAGCACUGCUGGUGCUAUUACUAGGACACCUCGCCACCGCGUUGGAGGUCCCACUAGACCUUCUGGAAGGAUUGCCGCAGCCGCCGACCAUAACUCACCAAUCCCCCAAGGAUUACAUCAUCGACCCACGAGAGAACAUUAUAAUCCACUGCGACGCGAAGGGGAAGCCUCAUCCCAGUUUCUCCUGGACGAGAAACGGGACCCACUUCGACAUUGAUGAGGACCCCAACGUGACUAUGAGGCCUCACUCUGGGACCCUGGUGGUGGACAUCAGCAGAGCCAAAGCCGAACAUUACGAGUGCGUGUACCAGUGCACGGCGAGGAACAAACAUGGAACUGCCGUUUCCAACAACAUAGUGGUGCAACAGUCCAGGUCCCCCUUGUGGUCAAAGGAGAAAAUCAAGCCAAUCGUCGUUCAGGAGGGAGUGUCUUUAGUGCUGCCGUGUCGACCCCCGGCCGGGCUGCCUCCUCCCAUCAUAUUCUGGAUGGACAAUUACUUCCAGAGGCUGCCUCAGAGCAGCAGGGUGUCCCAGUCGCUCAAUGGAGACCUUUACUUCUCUAAUGUUCUCCGAGAGGAUUCAAGGAACGACUACAUCUGCUACGCCCGCUUCCCGUACACACAAACCAUCCAGCAGAAACAACCAAUCACCGUCAAGGUCCUCAACAUGGAUGCAAUCAAUGACACAAUGGCAGCUUUUUACAAUGACACUGAUUUAUUUAGUGAAGAACCAGCUGAUGAGAGGAGGCCAUCUUUCCUCAUCCCAUCUGGUCCCUCCAGUUCCAAGACUGUGUUGAGAGGACAGGUGCUGGAGAUGGAGUGUAUUGCCGAAGGACUACCCACCCCUGAAGUCUCCUGGACCAAAGUGAGCGGCGAUCUGCCAGCCAAGCGCACAUCCUUCCUGCACUACCAGAGGACCCUUCGUAUUGUGAACGUGUCCGAGUCAGACGCGGGAGAUUACCGCUGCACCGCCAGGAAUCAACUUGGCUCAGUGCACCACACCAUCCACGUCAUGGUCAAAGCUGCUCCAUAUUGGAUCAGUGGCACUCCCAGGAACCUUGUUCUGGCUCCGGGAGAGAAUGGCGUGCUGACCUGCAGGGCAAAUGGCAUACCCAAGCCCUCCAUUACCUGGACUAUGAAUGGAGAGAGUAUAGAGAAUUCCCCUAAGGAUGUCAGCAGAAAGGUGGAGGAUGACACCAUUAUCUUCACUGAUGUGCAGACUGGAUCCAGCGCCGUCUACCAGUGUAAUGUCUCUAAUGACUACGGCUACCUCCUGUCCAACGCCUUCGUCAAUGUGCUCUCGGAGCCACCCAGAGUGCUGACAUCAGCCAACAAAGUCUACCAGGUCAUCAAAAACCACAGAGCCCUGAUAGACUGCGCUUCCUUUGGGUCACCCAUCCCUAAAAUUCAAUGGUACAAAGACAGUCGGUCCAGCAUCCUGGAGGGAGACCCUUACAUCUUUCAUGACAACGGGACUUUGGAGAUUCCAAUAGCUCAAGCCCAGAAUAGUGCCAAAUACACCUGUGUAGCCAGAAACAAGUUUGGUAUUAGUGAGAAUCAAAUCUACCUGGAAGUCAAAGAGCCCACCCGAAUCCUGACGCUGCCAGAAUACAAAGUGGUCCAGAGUGGCACGUCUGUGGUGUUUGACUGUAAGGUGAAACACGACCCCUCACUCAUUCCCAACAUGAUCUGGUACAAAGACGAAGGAGAACUGCCUGAAGACGAUAAGAGAUUUAUCAUUGAGUCCGACAGCCUCACUAUCACUGAUGUGACCGAGAACGAUGCGGGAGAGUACAGAUGCCUCAGGAACACCACUCUGGACUCCGUUUCAGCCACGGCUAAGCUCACUGUUGUUGAGGCCACGCCAACACCAGCUGUCGUCUCCGAGCGACCCGACCCCCCAACUGACCUAGAGCUGACGGACCAGGAAAAGAGGAGUGUUCGGCUCACUUGGACCCCUGGGGAUGAACAUAACAGUCCUAUUCAGAGAUUUCUGAUCCAAUACGAAGACUCAUUGCACCACCGCGGCCACUGGCAUAAUCUUACCGAGGUCCCUGGGACCAAGACGACAGCUCACCUCAAACUGUCGCCCUACGUCCACUACACCUUCAGAGUUCUGGCCAUUAAUGAUGUAAAUUGGAGUCGCCCCAGCGCGCCAUCCAAAGUCUUCAGGACAGAAGCUGCAGCUCCAGAUGAUAACCCAACAGGUGUACAUGGAUUUGGAACAGAACACAAUAAUCUUGUAAUCUCGUGGAAGCCACUAACAGGCCACCAGUCUAACGGUCCAGGGCUUCGCUAUAAAGUAAUGUGGAGGCAGAAUGUCGAGGGCGCGGAGUGGAUGACAGAGACUGUGGCUAACAGCACGAAGUUUGUUGUGUCUGGAACGCCCACAUUUUUUCCAUAUGAGCUCAAAGUUCAGGCAGUGAACGACCACGGAGAAGGACCUGAGCCUGCUGGUAUUCUUGGCUACUCAGGAGAAGACUUGCCAGUAGCAUUUCCAGAGAACGUGCAGGCCAUCGUGCUGAACAGCACUCUGGCAAAGGUACACUGGAAUCCUGUGCCGUCUAAAUUAAUACGGGGACAUCUCAAAGGAUUUAAGGUGUACUACUGGAGAGAGCACGAGCACGACCACCACAAAAACAACAACAACCACCCCAAACAGAUCCUGACCUUCAGUGGGAACCACACCCACGGCAUGCUGCCUGGUCUGCACCCGUACAGUCGAUACUUAUUCAAUGUCCGGGUUUAUAACGGCAAGGGAGAAGGUCCCCACAGCCCCACCCAGGAGUUUGAGACACCUGAAGGAGUGCCGGGGCCUCCCACUUCUCUGACAGUCACCGACACCGAUAUAGACUCUCUAACCCUUGAAUGGAGUCCUCCUCAUGUACAUAAUGGACGCAUCACCAGCUACACCCUCAAAUAUCAACCAGUUAAUAACUCCAAUGAGCUUGGCCCAGCGGAGGAGCUGGACCUGCCCGCCAAUAAGACCUCAGUCACUUUGUCCAACCUCAAGUACAACACGCGCUACAAGUUUUAUUUGAAUGCGAAAACAGGCAGGGGAGCAGGCCCAGCCAUUUCUCAGGAAGCUGCGACCAUCGUGGACGAAGCUCUAAUAUCACAGCUUGGCGUAGAUGUUGACACAGGAAAAACCCCAACUUCUCAUCCCAUUGCAUGGCCUUCUUCUCACCGUCCACCCCACAAGGUGCGGCACGUGAGUCCUUUUGGGAACGUUAGCUCCUCGGUUGGAGAGGACGGGGCCCUGAUCAGUUGGGAGUACUGGGGGCCGGAGAAAAACGUUUACGUAGAAUACAUAUUGAAAAACAGUGAAGGUGAAGAGGAGUGGCAGAAAGAGCUCGUGAACGGCUCUCAGAACAUUAUGCUGAAGGGCUUAAAGGGGGGCUCCUCCUAUAGGGUGCGUUUGGUGGCCAAAGGUCACCACGACCAGCCGCUCCACCUCUCUGAAGAGGUAUUGGUCACAGUCCCAGCUGUGGUGAGCAGACAGGUGGACAUCGCCACCCAGGGAUGGUUCAUUGGCCUCAUGUGUGCUAUCGCUCUGCUCAUCCUGAUUCUCCUCAUCAUCUGCUUCAUCCAGAGGAAUAAGGGAGGGAAAUACCCCGUCAAAGAGAAGGAGGACGCGCACACAGACCCAGAGUUUCAGCCCAUGAAAGACGAUGACUGUACUUUUGGGGAAUACAGUGACAAUGAGGACCAUAAACCGUUAAAAGGAAGCCGCACGCCGUCUAAUGGGACGGUUAAGAGAGACGACAGUGACGACAGUUUAGUUGACUACGGGGAAGGAGGAGACGGACAGUUCAACGAGGAUGGCUCGUUUAUCGGCCAGUAUAGUGGAAAGAGUGCCAGCAGGGACACUGCUGAGGGCCACGAGAGCUCGGAGGCCCCAUCCCCUAUUAAUGCCAUGAACUCCUUGAACUCUUUUGUGUAGCCUGUAACAGAACAGUACGAGGUAAUGCACUGACUGCUCAACCCUCACAUUCUCUCCUAAGAGGGCUGUUUCCACACCGCAUGGCUUUAUGAUCACAUCUCCAUCCCCCGGUGGCACACGCGACACAUGAAAUACAGACAACUCAUCAAAGACAUUUAUGUUUUCAAGAGGACGUCUUCACGGAGAAGCUUUGAAACCUGUGCUCAUUACAGUAUAUCCCAAGCAGCAUUUUAGGAAGGAAGUAGGAAUUAGCUCAAUCUGAUAUUUGAUUUUAACAGUGCAUGAAAUGCCUGAUAUGACCUAAAUCCAUAUAUUAAUUAACAUUUUGAUAUUAAUAAGUGUUGCAUUCUUACCACAAAUCUCUUAAGGACUAUGCAGUGCUCGUCUGAACUAUAUUUGUUUUUGUUACUGGUUAUUAUAUUAUCUACUAUGUUCAAAUAGUAAUCAGUGUCUGCAGUAAAUGACUAUUAUUACAUGUAUUUUUCCAACACAGAAGCUUGUACAGGAAUCUGUAUUUAAUACUGUAAUUCCUCCAUAUAUAUAUGUAAAUACUAUAUAUAUAUGAAGUGAACUAUCUGUAAACUGAAUACUGGGAGCAGUGCACACCGCAUGCUUGAGAUUUGCUGCAUUGAUGCAUCCUCAUCUGUCACCACUCUGUUGUGAAUGAUCCAGCUGCACCUAUCCAUGAUGAAGGAGGUACAAAAUGCUGCAUGGCAUGUCACAUGACCUCACAACCUUUGCCCUGCAUGUAACCUCCUCUUACCGAGUUCAAUCUGAAGGCCGUCGGGUUUGUGUGGGGGGGGACGCUGAGGGGUGUAACAGCUCGCCUCAGUCCCCGCAGUGCUCCUUCAGCAGGUAGUGCCUUUUAUACAAAACAACAAUUCAAUUGUGAAGUCUCCUUCCACAGUUCAGUGACUGGAACAAAGAGAGAGAGAGAGUAGUAGUAGGACUGCAGAAGUCAAAGCCGGGGAUGGAUGAGAUAAGCUUGAGAAGAGGACUCUGCGGAGGGAGGAAUAAUUCAUAUACUCUUGUCAUCUUUU
Messenger RNA from Larimichthys crocea (large yellow croaker), 5323 nucleotides. It is a transcript of the gene nrcamb, whose product is annotated as neuronal cell adhesion molecule b. Gene Ontology annotation, molecular function: cell-cell adhesion mediator activity. The record is from RefSeq and is a predicted model, not a curated record. NCBI's taxonomy places the organism in Eukaryota, Metazoa, Chordata, Actinopteri, Sciaenidae. Gene Ontology annotation, biological process: brain development; cell-cell adhesion; axon guidance. Gene Ontology annotation, cellular component: axon; plasma membrane. The transcript has 33 exons. The coding region runs from base 318 to 4283 and encodes 1321 amino acids.